Xyrichtys novacula (pearly razorfish) is the source of this 927-nucleotide messenger RNA. The record is from the annotation of a GenBank genome assembly. Lineage: Eukaryota; Metazoa; Chordata; Actinopteri; Labriformes; Labridae.
AUGGAGCAGGAACUACUUUCAACUGCGGAUGAACAUUGUUUUAUAGUCGUUAUCCGUAUAAUAACCCUGUCACCCUGGCAACCGUACAUUCAGAGGGAGGUAUCAUCGGGGAGAAGUAGGUCACAGGACUCAAGGAAGCUGUAAGUAACAUCUAACGUUGUCAGUAUUCUUAGUCAAAAUAACAAGUCCCUAACCCCUUAUGACUUUUGAAUUUGUCUUGCUUCAAUUUUAUCUCACCAAUUUGCGGAUUUCGUGGUUAUAAACUGUUCCCGUUUUCGGAAUCAAGUUAUAAACAAUAAUAAGCUAGCUGUCGACAUCGCACAGUUGGACUACUGGGUUGGGUCCUGAUGGAAAUGGGGCAACAAUCGAGGGGUUGGUAAAUUUUACCGAAGCAACCAGGUCUUAUCCUACCAGUGGUACAAUAUUUCCAGUUAUCUUGUCUAUUAGCGAGUGACGUUAGCCGAACAAAAAACCCAGCAGCGUAUUGUAAAAUGGCGCAGUUCCUCGAAACACUCCCCACAGACACUAAACCAGGUCAUAGCUUGAUAGGACAGAAAACACUCUACAUACUAAAUUCACCUGACAAUUGUUUUGACAAUGAAUACAUUGAAAUUCAGACGUCAUAUAAAAUCUGCUUAAAUAAAUUGAAUUUGGAUGUCACAUGUAAUUUGAACAAUAAGCGGAUCACAUUCUAAAUUAUCGUCGAUUGACAAGCUCAUUCUAUUGUCAUUCUCAAGAAAAGACAAGACAAUUUCUGCAAUAUAUUCUGGAACAACACGGAAACCUGGUGAAAGGGCUGACACUGGUUUAUUAGCCAAAAUUCAAAAAAGUAUCCAGGGAUGGUAACACAAUCUGUGAUCUUAUUUUCACAGGUGUAAACAUGCAGAUCUUCGUGAAGACCCUUACUGGCAAGACCAUCACCCUUGA